This is a messenger RNA of Apis cerana (Asiatic honeybee), 1715 nucleotides long. It is a transcript of the gene Bmcp, whose product is annotated as uncoupling protein Bmcp mitochondrial. The record is from RefSeq and is a predicted model, not a curated record. NCBI's taxonomy places the organism in Eukaryota, Metazoa, Arthropoda, Insecta, Hymenoptera, Apidae. Gene Ontology annotation, biological process: transmembrane transport.
ACAAUGAUUGGUUGUAGUUUUCAAUUUUAAUUUAUAAUUUUUUUUUAAUAUCUUUAAGAAAUAAUGCUUAGAUUAAUCUAUCUUUUGAAUUUAAUAAAAAUAGAUUUUCAAAUAAAAUAAAAAGAGUGAUAUAAAAAAUUACUAUUUAUUAUUGAUCAUUACUUAUACUUAAAGUUUAUAUAUAAUAUACUUUUAGACAUUUACGGUUACAAGUAUAGUGAUUUUUAUUAACGAAGACAUUAAUUUUAGUAAAAGUUUUAUAUAUUAUAAAAAUAUACAUACAUACACACGUACACACACGUGCACACACAUACACACACAUAUAUAUAUAUAUAAAUAUAACGUUUUUCAUAUUUAUAUUAUUAUAUUUUUUUAAAUAUUUUUGUAUAAUAUUAUUUUAGAAUUCUGAAUGUAGCUCUUUAUUUUCUAAUCAAAAUACAUAACCUAGUUCUUUAGUUUCUUAAUUAUUUUAUAAUAUAUUUUAUAAACUCUAUCAUCAAUAAAAUAUCAAUAAAAUAUCAAAAUUAAAAAUUACAUUAGAUUUAUAAAUAUUUUAAAAAAAUAAAAAAUUAAAAAAUAAUUUAUAUUUAUUAAUUUAUAAUAAAGUACCAAAUCACUAAAGUUGUAAUGGGAGAGAGUCAGUGGAAUGAUUGGAAACCUUUUAUUUACGGAGGUUUAGCUUCAAUUUUUGCAGAGUUAGGUACUUUUCCUUUGGACACAACAAAAACACGUCUUCAAAUUCAAGGACAAAAAUUAGAUCAAAGAUAUGCACAUUUAAAAUAUUCUGGUAUGACUGAUGCUUUAUUUCAGAUAUCAAAACAAGAAGGUUUCAAAGCUCUAUAUUCUGGAAUCAGUUCAGCUAUUUUAAGACAAGCUACUUAUGGAACUAUAAAAUUUGGUACCUACUAUUCUUUAAAAAAAGCAGCAAUGGAUAAAUGGGAAACAGAUGAUUUAGUUAUUAUAAAUAUUAUUUGUGCUGCUUUAGCUGGUGCUAUUUCAAGUGCUAUAGCUAAUCCUACUGAUGUAGUAAAAGUACGUAUGCAAGUAACUGGAAUCAAGUCAAAUUUAUCAUUAUUUGGUUGCUUUCAAGAUGUAUAUCAACAUGAAGGUGUUUGUGGUUUAUGGAAAGGUGUAGGACCUACUGCCCAAAGAGCAGCAAUUAUUGCAGCUGUAGAACUACCUAUAUAUGAUUAUAGUAAAAAAAAAUUUAUGAUUUUAUUAGGAGACAGUGUUAGUAAUCACUUUGUAUCCAGUUUUAUAGCUAGUAUGGGAAGUGCAAUUGCUUCUACUCCUAUAGAUGUUGUUCGUACACGUUUAAUGAAUCAGAGAAGGAUACGUACUACAGGUGGUACAUUACCACCACAUAUUUAUAAUGGUAGCAUAGAUUGCUUUGUACAGACUUUUAAAAAUGAAGGAUUUUUAGCUUUAUACAAGGGUUUUGUACCUACUUGGUUUAGAAUGGGACCAUGGAAUAUAAUAUUUUUUAUAACAUAUGAACAAUUGAAAAAACUAGAUGAAUAAUGCAUUGGAUUAUUCAAGUAAAUAAUAAUAAAUGAAAAAAUAUGUAUGAACAUACGAUAAAACAAUUGUAACUAGAGUUUGUAAUGAAUAUUUGUAUUAUAUAAUUUAUUUUUAUGAAAUUUUAUUUAAACAUAUAAAAAAAGCUAUGUAGAAAAAAUAACAAAAAUAAAUAGAACUUAUUUUUUUUAAUUAUA